AUGAUAGUUGCAUUCUUUGGUCCAGUUCUGGUACUUAUUGUCAUAUAUCUUGUAAUAUAUUAUAUUGUAAUGAAAGUAAAAAAACACUUUGCAAAGAGAUAUCAAAGUACAAAAAUACCACUUGAUCAUCAUGUAGGCCUUGAUCUCGAAGAUGUAAGAAUGGAUUCACAUUAUGGAGAAUUACCUUGUCUCAUAGCAAAUGUAUCUAUUUUGGACACUUCCUCAUCAAUAACACAUUCAACAUACAAAACACUCAAAAAUUUUCAUGAAAUUAAUCCAAAUAUUACUAAAUCUCCAGAUCAGUUAUCAGAUUUCGAUGACAGGAUUGGUUACGAUGGAACAGACGAUAUUUUUAAUAUUAAUGACAAUGAUAUGGAAGAUUCUAGUUAUACGCAGGGUCUUCGAUUCAAGUCUGAAUAUAGUAAAAAGAAUAACUAA
Molecule: messenger RNA, 438 nt
Organism: Strongyloides ratti
Lineage: Eukaryota; Metazoa; Nematoda; Chromadorea; Rhabditida; Strongyloididae
Exons: 2
Coding region: 1-438 (145 amino acids)
Source: RefSeq, a predicted model, not a curated record